CAUUUGCAGCGAUUUCUAGCUACAAUGUCUUCACCUAGUGAGGAGGAGUCCCCAGACGCCAGCCCCGCGUCCAGCAUCUUCGAAGAGGAAAGCUUCCAGUCUCAAUACAGAAUCCUGAGGACCAUCGGCCACGGGAGUAAUGCCAGGGUCCAGCUGGCCCACCACCGCCUCACGGGUACCCCCGUGGCUGUCAAGGUACUUCGGAAAAAGAAGUGGUGCCAGCCAAUCAGGUCUGAGGUAGAGAUAAUGAUGAUAACCAACCACCCCAACAUCAUCUCACUUAUCCAAGUGAUCGAGUCCGAGAAGAGAACAUACCUCGUCAUGGAGCUGGCUGAGGGCCAACAGCUUUAUCAGUACGUCCGAAAGGCUGGCCACCUGCCGGAACAUGAAGCCCGGGGGAUCUUCAGGCAAAUAAUAGCUGGUGUGAGCUAUUGCCAUGACCAAGGUAUAAUCCACAGGGACCUGAAACCAGACAACAUCAUGCUGGACGAGAAGGGAAAAGUCAAAAUCAUCGACUUCGGCCUCGGCACCCAAGUCAAGCCUGGGCAAAGGCUAAGCCGGCACUGUGGCGCCUACUCCUUUGGUGCCCCUGAACUCUUCCUCGGCAGACUCUACGAUGGCCCCAAGGUCGACAUAUGGACCUUGGGAGUAGUCUUAUAUUUCAUGGUAGUCGGUAAGGUCCCGUUUGGCGCUGUCAACAUACCGGAGCUGCGGAGGCAGGUUGUGUCGGGGAAGUAUACCGUCCCCCUGGGCCUGUCGGAAGAUCUCCAGGACCUGCUUAGCCUCUUAAUGACAGUCAACCCCAGGCUUAGGCCAACAGUGGAUGAAGUGAAAGCACACCCCUGGCUCAGGAAAGACACGGAGGCUUUACCAAACCACUGUGAAGAAAUGGCCCCCAGCCUGCUUGACCCUGCAAUUGUGAAAGCCAUGGAACAUAUUGGAUUCCAAGCCCAGGACAUCAAAGAUUCAUUUCAGCAGAGGAAAUUCGACCAGACCAUGGCAUCCUAUUGCUUACUGCAAGGGCAGGCUCUCCAGGGGUACGGCUGCACAACAUGUGCUCAGACCACGAAUCCGGGGGCCACACCGUUCCCUUCCCUAGAGGAUCCUGGUGCUUUCCCGCUAGCACCAAGGAGGAGGGGAAGUGAGCCCGCCCUUGGGGCAUUGCUCAGAGGGUCAUCCACUAACGGUCAGGCGUCUGCCUAUGGCCAGCAGGCAGGUCAAAGAGGGGCCAGAAAUGCCACCGGGCUGGCUCUUCCUCUCUGCAGGCCACUCCAGAGGACACCCACACUGGACCAGGUCCACCAUCAUGCCAGGAGUGCUCCCUGCAUUUACUCAAAGAGCAUCAGUGAGGACACAGAAGACAGUUCAUGCUCCCACGGCGCCUCAGCAGAGGGCAAGUCCACCCACAGCCGCGGCCAGCGCAGAGGCUUGAGGGCAUGGACAAGGAGGAUAGGAAACGCCGUGACCAGACUGUGCUGCUGCUGUCCAUCAAGGAAGAAACCUCGCCGGGGUCAGAACAGCGUCUCCCCUCAGAAAUGAGGCACAAGGAGGGCGUCUGGAGAACCCUUGUGCUUGUCCUGCCUGCCUGCUCCGAGCUGGUCCCGCCUCCAUUGCUGACUUCCUACCUUCUCCAAGUGCUUACAUUCUUUCCUACCUCAACCAUCCCCCUCUCUGUAUGUCUCCUCUUCCCAGCAUGGACUCAGUACCACUGAUGCGGACCCCACUCUAGAAGGUUCUCUCGCUGACCUCAUCUCUUCACCUGGACUCCAUCUCCUCCCAAAGCCAACAGCUCCCACACGAUGAGGACUGGAGGACUAUGGGCUCAGGGACCCUUCCAGGGGCCACCAGCCCGAGCACAUGUGGCCGUGGGUCACAAGAGCUGCAGAACAGAGCCUCAAGUUUUCAAAAGCAACAUCACAUUCCAUAAGCCUCAAAACCGAUAACCAACGACGCCAUCAGCUAAGCGUCCUAGUAUAGAGUGUUGCUGGUUGCUGAAGACAGUCCAUCCUCCUGUGUGCAUGCACAGUCUUUUGCAUACUGAUUAUCCCUUUGUUCCUAAGAGCUAGUGAUGCACAGAUUUCUUUCAAAGAGUUCAACUGGGAAGUAGAAAAAGAAGACAUGAUAUAGUAAGGCAAGUCAAAACCCGAGGCAGCAUUCUAAGAAGUAAUUAAAUCUACUUCAUUAUUUCUUUUGUCCAGAACAAAUUAUCUUGUCUCUUUCACGGUGUCAUCUGGAAAUUCUGUUUGGUCCUGAGUAGAAACAGGAGGUGAUUUCAGACACAUGGUCCAAGAAAAGACACAGCAGCAGCAGCUGACCCCCUGGCUUCCCUGCCCCUGUGGGAAUCACUGACUGACUACUCCUGGAGCCAGACGCCAUCUGAUUAGGAAAAUGUUCGGUUUACCUGAACACCAAUAUUCCUAGAAGACACGUAGAUAUUCCUAGCCUGAACUGUUCCCUGGGAGCUGGAGCUGGAAGAAAAGGCAAGCACACUGUGUUCCUGAUGAGGAACAGCUCUCCACGCUGAUGACCGCAACACGUCUUAUCUAAUCAUGUGCUCAGAUGACUUGAGAGCAUCAACCCCUGCCAUCGAGGUGCUGGGACAGUGGGGUGCUGGGACGGUGGGGUGCUGGGACGGUGGGGUGCUGGGAC
Peromyscus leucopus (white-footed mouse) is the source of this 2649-nucleotide messenger RNA. Its product is annotated as sperm motility kinase 2B-like. The coding region runs from base 25 to 1539 and encodes 504 amino acids. Gene Ontology annotation, biological process: microtubule cytoskeleton organization; protein phosphorylation; intracellular signal transduction. Gene Ontology annotation, cellular component: cytoplasm. The transcript has a single exon. Gene Ontology annotation, molecular function: protein serine/threonine kinase activity; ATP binding; tau-protein kinase activity. NCBI's taxonomy places the organism in Eukaryota, Metazoa, Chordata, Mammalia, Rodentia, Cricetidae. The record is from RefSeq and is a predicted model, not a curated record.